AUGCAUAGUUCACAAGAAGAUGGGGGGACGUCAGAGGAGGGAAGCAUCAUCCGGACCGUCUUGACUCCUAAGCCUGUCUUGGCUGCAAACCGCUUGGAGAUCGUCCGCUUUAAGCCACGCACAUGCGAGCCUGACGCAUGCCACCAUUCAAGGGUCAGCAACGUACCCAAGCAGUUCGAUAAGAUGAUGGGCCAGGUCCGACAUUAG
Messenger RNA from Cryphonectria parasitica EP155, 207 nucleotides. RefSeq lists its product as uncharacterized. The coding region runs from base 1 to 207 and encodes 68 amino acids. NCBI's taxonomy places the organism in Eukaryota, Fungi, Ascomycota, Sordariomycetes, Diaporthales, Cryphonectriaceae. The record is from RefSeq and is a predicted model, not a curated record. The transcript has a single exon.